Paralichthys olivaceus (Japanese flounder) is the source of this 3217-nucleotide messenger RNA. NCBI's taxonomy places the organism in Eukaryota, Metazoa, Chordata, Actinopteri, Pleuronectiformes, Paralichthyidae. The record is from RefSeq and is a predicted model, not a curated record.
GAUUUUGAGCUCCAGAUGUUGGUUGUGAGUCUGAAGGAACUGACAGCGACUAAAGAGGUUAUUCAGACUCUGGAGCAACUUUUGUGCGAUGACGCCUCACAGCUGGAGGAUGAACGCAGUCAGGUGACUCACAGUCGUGACACGUACCAGGACCUGGUUCGUCUGAUUGAGCAGCACCGAGCCGACCGAGCCGUGCAGCUCUCCAUCCUCAGGAUCCUGAACAAGAUACUGGACAACUACCAGGAGGAUGUGCUGCCGUGGCACGAGAGCAUCGAGCCCUGCCUAUCAUCCAUGACGGCAUUCGUCAGCGACAGAGAGGUGGUCCAGCAGUUCGUACGCUUCCUCUACCGGCUGGCGUCUCUGAACAAAGACUAUGCAGUGGUGAUGUGUCGUCUGGGGAUGAAAGAUGCUCUGGUGAAAGCUCUGGACAAACACGGCACAAACCUGCUGCUGGUCACAGAGCUCCGUGACCUAAUCUCCGACUGCGAGAAGUAUGCCAGCCUUUACAAGAAGAUGACCACCAGCGUCCUUGCCGGCUGUAUUCAGAUGGUUCUGGGUCAGAUCGAGGAGCACCGCCGCAGCCAUCAACCAAUCAAUAUCCCCUUCUUCGACGUCUUCCUCAGGAACCUGUGCCAAGGGUCCAGUGUGGAGCUGAAAGAGGACAAGUGCUGGGAGAAGGUGGAGGUCUCCUCCAAUCACCAUCGAGCAAACAAACUGACAGACAAGAACCCAAAAACGUACUGGGAGUCUAACGGCUGUACGGGGUCGCACUUCAUCAAUGUCUACAUGCACAAAGGCGUCGUCAUCAGGCAACUGGCCAUCCUGGUGGCCAGCGAGGACUCCAGUUAUAUGCCGGCCCGGGUUCUGGUUCUAGGAGGAGACGACCCAACCAACAUCAACACAGAGCUCAACAUUGUGAACGUGACUCCGUCAGCCAGUCGUGUGGUUCUGCUGGAAAACAUGACCCGCUUCUGGUCCAUCAUCCAGAUCAGGAUCAAGAGAUGUCAGCAGGGCGGGAUCGACACUCGGGUCCACGGGUUCGAGGUUCUGGGUCCGAAGCCGACAUUCUGGCCGGUGUUUAAGGAACAGCUGUGUUGUCGGACGUACCUGUUCUAUAGCACCAAGGCUCACACCUGGUGUCAGGAAGUGACGGACGACAAGACGCAGCUGCUGCAGCUCUUCAACAAACUGAACAGCGCUCUGAGACAUGAACAGAUGUUUGCUGAUCGUUUUCUUCCUGAUGCUGAAGCAGCUGAAGCUCUGGGUCGAACCUGCUGGGAGGCUCUGAUCACCCCCAUCGUCCACAGCAUCACACUGUCAGAAUCCUCAGCGUCCAGCCCUCUGUCCUGGCUGCUCAGCGAGUACCUGGUUAACACAGAGUCAGCCUGUCGCUGCAAAAGUCGGGCGGCCAUCUUCAACUCCAGAGUGAGACGUCUCACACACCUGUUGGUUCACGUGGACACGAGUCAAACGGAAGACGAAGAGCUGAAACCGCCUGUCAAAUCGAAAGGUCUCAACAGAAGCAAAGAGCAGAAGAAUGGUAAAGAUGGUAAAAACAAAGACGCCACCUCAGCCUCUUCUUCCUCUUCGUCUUCCUCAGCAAAGCCCAAAGUGAAAAGUAGCAGUAGCAUUGCAGGCAUCGCCCUCUGUUGGCAGGGGGUGGUAAAGCGCCAGGUGAAGAAGUUUCUGGAGUCGAGCUGCAGUCAUCCCAACUUUGUGGAGCGUUACCGGACUCUCUACCUGCGGCUGAAGAACGCCAUGGAGGAGCUGUUUGGGCAGCAGACAGCAUUCGUCCUCGCCCUUCGACACGGCUUCUCUGCUGCACUGCUGCAGCUCUCCAUCCUCCGAGCCAUGCACGUGAGUGAGCGUUUUGCUCAGUACAUCGAUCAGAUGAUUCAGGUUAGCUGCGCAGCGUCCGGCAGCGUGGCAACUCUGCAGCGGCUACAGCAGUUUCUGGAGCCGAUGCUCUUCCUCUCGGGCCUGGAGCUCGCGAACACCUUCGAACACUUCUACAGGUACUACCUGGGCGACCGACUGCUAGCUCAGGGGAAUGUUUGGUUAGAGAGCGCCGUCAUCAAUCACAUUGGCAGCUGCUUCCCGAAUCGCUUCCCUCAGCAGAUGUUGAAGAAUCUGAGCGAGUCGGCUGAGCUGCAGCAGGAGUUUCACCUGUACAGGCUACAGCAGUUUGACUGCCACCUGCAGGAGCAUGACCAGAUGACGGAGGAAUGGGAGGAGUCAGAGGAGGAGGCCGAUGCCCAGGUUCUGGUUCUGUCUCCUCGUUGUUGGGCUGUGUCCUCGCUCUGCUUCUUGGAUGAACCAGCAAAACAUUUUUCACCCGAACUUUGCAGCUAUCUGCACCAGUUCACCCAGUUCUACACCCACAGUCAGUCCAUGUAUGGUCUGAGUCACUCAAAGCCUCGGCGGCUGCAGUGGACAUGGCUCGGACACGCUGAGCUUCAGUUCGGCUGCUGGACGCUGCACGUGUCUACACUGCAGUUGUUCAUCCUGCUGCAACUCAACAAGCAGGAGGAGGUUCAGGUGGACGCUCUGCUGCAGGCGACAGGUCUGUCAGCCGCCAUGUUUCUGCAUGCUCUGAUGCCGCUCAUUAGUGAGGGAGGACCGCUGAUCUGCAGCCAGCUGGAUGAUCCCUGCCAGAGUGUGCUGAGGUUGAACCAGCAAAUGGCGUCUCGCAGUCUGGAUGGUGUCCCAGAGUCGCUCCGGCUGCUGCCUGUACAGACGUACCUGAACGUGGACGAGGAUGCGGCCAGGUCGCUGGAGAGGAAGAGGAACUACAUCUACUGUCUGAUUGUUCACAUCAUGAAGCAGGAGAAGGAGAUGCACAUUGACAACCUCGUCUUUAAGGUUCUUGAAUCGUGUCAGAAACAGGAUGCAUCUCGUUCUCCGGGCGCAGGUCGUUUCAGCUGUAGCACCAGCGAUGUGCUCUCCUGCAUCAUGCACGUCAUCGCUAAAGGCUGCAUCCGUCGCAAUGACGAAAACCCACACAUCGUGGAGUUCCUCCCCGAAGACCCGUCCACACCGCAGAAGGGACAGGCCCAGUUCUGCUUGAGCCGCACUGAGUUCAGGAAGGAUGCCGCCAUCGCCGAAAACCAAGCUGAUAUCCGGUGUGACAUCUGACCCUAUACAAAGGGUUAAAUCUGGCUGUCAGGGCUUAUUUAAGUUAGUUUAGUGUCUCAGAGUCUCUCAUCAUCACCAUUUU